CACCAUAUUUGUUAUAUAUAUCUUUUAAAACCCUAAAGCUUUGCACUCUAUCAAGUCUCGCCUUGCAAGAGUUGCGACAAGAAAUCGUAGUGGCUGUUCUUCAUCUCUCUCCUUCUCCAAUCUUCUGAGGAUGGAUUCACAGAUUAAGCAUGCCGUGGUGGUGAAAGUUAUGGGUAGGACUGGAUCGAGGGGGCAGGUGACUCAAGUCAGAGUCAAGUUUCUUGAUGACCAGAAUCGAUUCAUCAUGAGGAAUGUGAAGGGACCUGUCAGAGAAGGGGAUGUGCUUACCCUCCUUGAGUCUGAAAGAGAAGCUAGGAGGCUUCGAUGAUGGGUUUAUCUUUGCCUACUCUUCAUAUGGUUUUAAUAUAGUAGCAAGAAUGUUAUGUUAUGGUAGCUAGAGUAAUUUCCAAUGAUUUUACGAACAUUGUUGUGUGGGUUACAUUUUCUCAUCAUUACAAUAUCAAGACUUGAAUUUUGAUAUAUGUGUUGUCAUGGAACCAAUACUUGAAGUUUUUCAAUUAUGAAAAGACCCCAGAGUUUGGUUUGAGUUA
Messenger RNA from Hevea brasiliensis (rubber tree), 551 nucleotides. Its product is annotated as 40S ribosomal protein S28-2. The coding region runs from base 131 to 328 and encodes 65 amino acids. The record is from RefSeq and is a predicted model, not a curated record. Gene Ontology annotation, molecular function: structural constituent of ribosome. The transcript has 2 exons. NCBI's taxonomy places the organism in Eukaryota, Viridiplantae, Streptophyta, Magnoliopsida, Malpighiales, Euphorbiaceae. Gene Ontology annotation, cellular component: cytosolic small ribosomal subunit; ribosome. Gene Ontology annotation, biological process: ribosomal small subunit assembly; maturation of SSU-rRNA; translation.